Conger conger (European conger) is the source of this 2932-nucleotide messenger RNA. RefSeq names its product phospholipid transfer protein (gene pltp). The record is from RefSeq and is a predicted model, not a curated record. NCBI's taxonomy places the organism in Eukaryota, Metazoa, Chordata, Actinopteri, Anguilliformes, Congridae. Gene Ontology annotation, biological process: phospholipid transport; ceramide transport; high-density lipoprotein particle remodeling. Gene Ontology annotation, molecular function: ceramide binding; phosphatidylethanolamine binding; phosphatidylethanolamine transfer activity. The transcript is spliced from 16 exons. The coding region runs from base 226 to 1692 and encodes 488 amino acids.
UUUGGAUCUGAUGAACAUUAGUUGAUGGGUCAGAAACGGAUAAGAGGGAAGCGUGUGGGUUGUUUCGGUCAAGUGGGAAAUACCGAUUGAUCAAUUAAUUUCGUUGUACAUGUAAACAGAAAAGUGUGAAUGUGACCAAUGUGCUAAAGGAAAACGUAAUUGUACGGUGACAAUGUCAAAUUAACAGCUGUUAUAAGAUUAUUAGCACAAGCAGGCUGAGUGAAAAUGGCCCUCUUCAGAGCUCUGGCCAUUUUCCUGUUGGCCCUUGUAACCAUGACGACUGCCGAACCCCCGGCCUGCAAGAUCAGGAUCACCUCCAGAGGCCUGGAGAUGUUGAAGACAGAGACCCAGAGGUUUGUUGAGGAGGAGCUGGGGAACAUGACCAUGCCAGAGAUGAAGGGCAAAGAGGGCCGCUUUCAGUACACCAUCAAAGAGGUGAAGAUUACGGAGCUGAACCUGACCGGGGCGGACCUCCGCUUCCAGCCCGACUACGGCCUCCUCUUUGCUGUGCACAACUCCUCCAUCUCCCUCAGCUUCCUGCGCAACAUCCUCUACUGGUUCUUCCACGACGUGGGCACCAUCAACGCUUCCGCCGAGGGUGUGAAUAUCCACACGGCCCUGCAGCUGACCAGAGACGACUUUGGGCGCCUCAAGAUCUCCAACGUCUCCUGCGAUGCGGCUAUAUCCAAAAUGCGUGCCAAGUUCUCCGGGACCCUGUCGAGGGUAUAUGAGUUCCUGGCCACAUUCCUGACAACAGCCAUGCGAUUUGUAUUGAACCAGCAGAUCUGCCCAGCUCUGAACCAUGCCAGCCUGGUUCUGAUUAACAAACUACUGGACACCAUCCCCGUGCGUUCAGUGGUGGAUGACUAUGUGGGGAUUGACUACUCCCUCUUGAGUGAUCCUCUGGUGACCUCUAGAAGCAUGGAUCUGGACUUUAGGGGCAUGUACUAUGACCGGCGGAAUGAGAACGACACGAUUGUGAACUACGCCGUGCCGCCGGUCAUACGAGAGUAUGACCGCAUGGUCUACAUGGCUCUGUCCGAGUACUUCUUCGACAGCGGUUUCCACGCCUACUACAAAGCCAAGGUUUUCGAAAUGCUGAUCACACACGAGAAGAUGCCAAAGGACAUGGAGAUGCUGCUGAGGACAACCUAUUUUGGGACAAUCAUGAUGUUGAACCCUGCUCUGAUGGAGGCUCCGAUGUCACUGGAGCUCAAGGUCACCACCGCCCCCCGGUGCACCAUCAAAACCUCUGGGGCCAGCGUGUCGGUCACCGCCAUGUUGAUCGUGAUGCUGCUCCCACCUGGACAACCCCCUCUGCAGCUCAGCAGCAUGACCAUGGAAGGGAAACUCAAUGCUAAGGUGUCUUUGAAAGGCACAAGGCUCGCUGUUCACAUGGACUUGAGAAGGUUUAAAAUCUUCUCUAACCAGUCUGCUCUGGAAUCAUUGGCGCUCAUUCCCCUGCAAGGCCCGUUGAAAACCAUGCUGCAGCUGUCUGUGGUCCCCAUUCUGAAUGACCGAACCAAGAGAGGUGUACAGAUCCCACUGCCUGAAGGGAUGGACUUUAUUGAAGAAGUGGUGGAGUAUCAUAAUGGGUUUAUCGUCAUUGGAGCCAACCUGCACUUUACCAAAGGCUUACGGGAGGUGAUCGAGAGGAACCAGAACGGGCUCAAUAACAGCACCAUGGUGUAAGCUGGAGAAGAAGCAGUUUUCCAGAGACUGAUGGCCAUAUAUAACACCACCAGUAUCUCCAAACAAACAUGCUAAAACACACGCACAAUGAAUAUACUUACAUGGCGACAACUCCUACUUUCCCCAUUCCUUUAAAAAACAUUCACGUGUAAAAAAAAAAAAAAAGCUCAGAGUUUUGUAUUUGUAUUUACCAACAACAAAGAGCAAUGUGGAGCAACAUUUUCAAAGGACUGUUUCACAGGAUAAAAUCUGAAAUAAUUUAAGCCGCAUAUCUAUAGGAAAUUUCCACUGGCACAUUGCAACAUUUUUCAGCGGCAGUUAUGUUUGACCAAAUAUAAAAGGGCAAGAAAUAUAAAUGGGCCCAUUUCUUGAGUUUGACAUAUCUUGAGAUAUGUUUUUAGAUUUUCAUAAACGCAUCAAUAACAUUGAGGACUAAAAAGUGUCAAAAUGAAAAAUGUUUCUCACAGGAACAUAUUCUCCUACAUUCUCCCGUUGUCUCGUCGGUUAAUGCUUAAUAUCACAGCCUUUCCACAACUGAAAAAAAGGGACCAACAGAAAACCUCUCUAGUCAGAAACGGAACAGGUUGUCAUUUCAAUGUGCAGUCUGUCAAUAGUACAGCUUUCUGAAACUGAACUACUGCCAAAACACCAGCUCUCAGAUAACUCUGCUCAGUUCAGUGAAUAAGUAUUGUAUGACUUAUUUCAUAAGAAUAUGGAUGAAUCACAUUUUUCCCCCCCACACACAUUUUCAUUGUGAUUUGCCUCUUUUUCUUUUUUAAACCGUGUUUUACUAUGAUUUUAACAUUCAUUACCAGGACAUACCAAUUUAUUUAGAAUACAUUCUUUUUGCUUUUCACCUUCUUACAUUAGCUGGAGCUACAAAAAUGCUUCUUGAAACAAGAUACAUUUAUGUGGUUUAGAUAAUUUUGGAAUACAUUCACAUUUCGCCCAAAAUACAUGCAUUUUAUAUAUACUGGUGCCAUGUAAAAUAGGUCUUGAAACAAUCAAAAUACAAAAAAUGUCUUCUUUUUUUUCAGGGGUAAAAGUUUCUUAUAUUGUGUGGAGAAUAUGUUUUAUGUAUUGUGCAUUACCUUGUUACAUAUGUGUUGAAGGGGGUGAAAUCUGCCCACUAGUCUUGAAUGUAUCGUAAACCUAACCUCACAAUGACCUAUUCAUUAAAUGACACCAUAACACCUUUUUUUAUUAUUACAUAAAGUCCUAAUAAAACCUUAUGAAAACA